Molecule: messenger RNA, 2400 nt
Organism: Trichomonas vaginalis G3
Lineage: Eukaryota; Parabasalia; Trichomonadida; Trichomonadidae
Product: MCM family
Exons: 1
Coding region: 1-2400 (799 amino acids)
Biological process (GO): mitotic DNA replication initiation; DNA strand elongation involved in DNA replication; DNA replication
Cellular component (GO): MCM complex; nucleus
Molecular function (GO): ATP hydrolysis activity; single-stranded DNA binding; single-stranded DNA helicase activity
Source: RefSeq, a predicted model, not a curated record
AUGGAAGACUCUCAAGCAACAAACGUAUGGGAGGUACCAGCUGCAACAGUAGCUAUGUAUCGAAACAUGUUUUCCCAGUUCUUUGAUUCUGAUUUUUCAGGCCAUGAAGAAAAGUAUUAUAGAGAAGCUGUUGAUAACGCAGUUAAUGAAAACAAAAAACGUAUUUUAAUUAACUUAGAUCAUCUUCGUGAGUUUGAUAGGCUCAAUGGUCAUAAUAUUACACAAGAAUUAAUCAAAAAUCCGAAGCUCUUUCAACAAGCAAUUAAUGAAGCACUUAACGAAUAUAGAAAAGAAGUUAACGCUAAAGGUGAACAGGAUCUUACAUUCGGUAUUACUGGCCCAAUUGGUGAUCAUUUUGUUUCACCAAGACAACUUAAUACAAGAUUCUUAAAUCACAUUGUGUGCCUUGAUGGCAUUGUUACCAAAACAUCACUUGUCAAUCCAAAACUCGUUACACUUGUCCAGUUUUGCCCAGCAACAAACCAGAGAUUAAGAACACAAUUUCACGAUGCAACUGAUCUUACAGCGCGUCCAUCACGCUUUGCAAUCCCUAACAAGGAUGCUAACGACAAUCCUCUUGAAGUAGAAUACGGAUUUUCUACAUUCAUUGAUCAUCAAAUCAUUACAAUCCAAGAGCGUCCAGAAUCAGCACCAGCCGGCCAAAUGCCACGUAACUGUGAUGUUAUAGCAGACGCAGAUCUUGCUGAUGCUUGCAAACCAGGCGACAGAGUUAAAGUUUACGGUGUUUACAGAAUUUUGCCAAAUAAAGUUCAAGGUACUGCAAGUGGUAUCUAUCAUCCACUUCUUAUUGCAAAUUCAAUUGAAGUAGCUGCUCAAACACUUCAAUUAAAUCUUACAAAAUCAGAUGUCGAAAAUAUCCGCUUCAUUGCUGGAUACAAAGAGAACAACCAACUUGAUGUUGAAGAAAAUACCCAUGUUCUCGAUUUGCUUAGCCGCAGUAUCGCUCCUUCCAUUUAUGGAAGCAGUCGUAUCAAAGAAGCCAUUGUUCUCAUGCUUGCAGGUGGCUGCGAAACAAACCUUCCUGAUGGCACACACAUCAGAGGUGAUAUCAACAUGCUUAUGGUCGGCGAUCCAUCAACAGCAAAGUCACAAUUAUUAAGACACGUUUUAAACAUUGCUCCUUUGGCCGUCCAUACAACAGGUCGUGGUGCAUCAGGUGUUGGUUUAACAGCAAGUGUUACAACAGAUACAGAGACAGGUGAAAGAAGAUUAGAAGCUGGUGCAAUGGUUAUCGCAGACAGAGGUGUUGUUUGCAUCGAUGAAUUCGAUAAAAUGGAUGAAGCUGAUAGAGUUGCAAUUCACGAAGCCCUUGAACAACAGACAGUUACAAUCAGCAAAGCAGGCAUCCACGCAACACUUAAUGCAAGAUGCUCUGUUGCUGCAGCUGCUAACCCAGUUUGGGGCACAUACAAUCCAAAUAGAUCUCCAAUGGAUAAUGUCGGAUUACCAGAUUCACUUAUCUCACGUUUCGAUUUAUUGUUCAUCGUUUUGGAUCAACACAAUCCACAAGUUGAUGCUGCAAUUGCUGACCACGUUCUUGAGAACCAUAAAUGGAAGUCAAAUGGUCCAUCAACAACAUAUUCCGAUGAUGGCAUUUACCUCAAGAGCGAUGCAAUUCCACAUGUUUCACAAGGCGAACAACAGAACUACGUAACUGUCGAAUUCCUUAAGAAAUACAUUACACAUUGCAAAGAUAUCAAACCAACAUUAACUAAGGAAGCUAACGAAUUGCUUGUCUCAGCUUGGGCAGACAUGAGAGCUGUUAUGACAAGAAAGACACAGCCAAUUACACCACGUACAUUCGAAACACUCAUCAGACUUUCAACAGCUGCUGCAAAGAUCAGAUUAUCAUCAACAAUCACAGAACAAGAUGCCAAUACAGCCAUUUCUCUUCUCAAGUUCUCUGUCUACGGCGAAGAUGAAGAACCACCUAAGCCAAGAACAAAGAAGUUGAUCAGUAACGACGACAAGAAGAAGAAGAGUAAGAAGACAAAGAAGACAAAGAAGGAUGAUGAUAAUGAUGAUUCAUCAGAACCAGAAGCUGUAGAAACAGAUGAAGAACUUGAAAAUAGUUCUGAAGAACAAAGCGCUGCUUCAGAAUCUGAUGCAGAAGAAAAAGAAGGAGAACAAGUAAAGGAAGACGAACUUCCUAAGUUAGUUGAAUCAUAUGUUGGUGAUGAAUUGGAUGAAAAGAGAAAGGCAUUCCAGGAAGUUUAUAAAUAUUACAUCAAUCAGACAGAUAAAGUAUUCGUUACAUUGGACCAGUUCAUUGAAACUGUUGAGCUUCAGAAGGGUGUUGUUAUCACUAGAGAUGAAUUGAAGAUUUUACUUUCUGAAAAUAAGAAUGUUACAUUUGAUGAUGAAAAUAUUGCAUUUUAA